Messenger RNA from Hordeum vulgare subsp. vulgare (domesticated barley), 1178 nucleotides. Its product is annotated as phosphoglycerate mutase-like protein 4. The transcript is spliced from 6 exons. Gene Ontology annotation, molecular function: phosphatase activity. Gene Ontology annotation, cellular component: cytoplasm; cytosol. Bases 227 to 1006 code for a protein of 259 amino acids. The record is from RefSeq and is a predicted model, not a curated record. NCBI's taxonomy places the organism in Eukaryota, Viridiplantae, Streptophyta, Magnoliopsida, Poales, Poaceae.
CGGUCGCUCCACGGCACUGGAGCAGGGCGGCGCCCCAGCAGCAGCGGCGGCGCACAGGAGGAGCGCCGCGCUCGCCGACCCGGGCCUUCUCCCCGCGCUCCGCCUCCCCGCGUCGCUCGCCUCUGGUCGGCAGCGCCUCGCCCGCAGCCUCCUCUGCUCGGUUCCUCCCAGCCGGCGCCGAAUUCCCUGCUCUAGGUGGCAGAAUCUCUUCGCUACAGCUUUAGGGAUGUCGUCCUCUUCCACAAUCGAGGGCAAGGAUGGCGAGUUCACCGAGGUCGUGGUGGUGCGGCAUGGCGAGACUUCCUGGAACGCCUUGCGCAUCAUACAGGGGCACUUGGAUGCAGAGCUGAAUGAGAUUGGGAGGCAGCAAGCUGUUGUGGUAUUGUAUGGCUUACUUAUAUAUUACUACAAGACAUCUGGAGUAGCAUUUUUUAUGUGGAACUUGUUUGACUCUAAUGCCCAGGUUGCUCAUCGGCUGUCCAAAGAAGCCAAACCAGCUGCCAUAUACUCGUCGGAUUUGAAGCGGGCGGCAGAGACUGCAAGAACAAUAGCAAAAUUCUGCAAUUUACCAAAUGUUGUGUUUGAUCCUGCACUUAGAGAAAGACACAUAGGAGAUGUCCAGGGCCUGACGCUUCAAGAUGCUGUCAAAGAAAAGCCAGAGGCUUACAAAGCUUUUAUGUCCCACAAGAGAAACCAGCAAAUUCCUGGUGGUGGAGAGAGCCUUGAUCAACUGUCAGAGCGAUGUGUCUCAUGCCUGUAUAAAAUAGUCGAGAAACAUAGAGGGGAGCGAGUUAUCCUGGUAUCUCAUGGAGGAACCAUCAGAGAGCUCUACAGGCACGCCAGUCCCAUGCCGCUUCGCGGCAAAAUACACAACACGUCGGUUACUGUCGUGCUCGUUUCUGGUGACACUGGCCGCUGCAUUGUCAAGAUGUGUGGAGAUGUUAGCCACCUUGAGGCCACCGGUGUUCUGGAGAAUGCGUUUGGGGGCGACAAGUCUUCAGCCUAAGAGCACCCCACCUGCAGCAGUUCUUACAUGUAGAGGAUACGGUUUACCAUCUUGUCGUCAUGUUUUUGCUGUAACACAUACGGGUGCGAUAUAUGGAGCGGAUGCUACUUGAAUACGGAUAUGGAUUAGAUGUUACUCAAUCGCAGCAUAUAUGGACGCUAAAAUUUAGUGA